Micropterus salmoides (largemouth bass) is the source of this 549-nucleotide messenger RNA. Its product is annotated as arf-GAP with GTPase, ANK repeat and PH domain-containing protein 1-like. The record is from RefSeq and is a predicted model, not a curated record. Bases 1 to 534 code for a protein of 177 amino acids. The transcript has 3 exons. Lineage: Eukaryota; Metazoa; Chordata; Actinopteri; Centrarchiformes; Centrarchidae.
AUGACACUGACCCAGUUAUUUUUCAUCCUCUAUGGUAGUGGGGGUCACAGCAACAAAAAACUGUUUGGCCCUGAGCAUCGUGCCAGGGUUUCUCCACCUUUCAAGUUUAAAAAUAGAGCUCUUCUCCCAGCGAGCUUUGCCCCUGGAGGCUGCAAAGAGUCUGGCAGGCUUAUAGAGGGGAAGCCGGUGAUUGGAUGCGCUCCUCACUCCAACAGUAGUACAUCCCUCCAGACGGGCGGAUCGGUGUUUGGUGGCAGUAAAGAUGGCAUGCACCAACGCUCCUUCUCUGUGUCCAGCGCCGACCAGUGGAAUGAAGCCAUCAACACCAGUACUAGCAGCGGAGCACCCAAUGGAAUGAGUGAUCCUGCGAAUUCCAGUGUGGGCAGCGCCACAAGUCCAAAACUUGAGCCACCACCUUCGCCACAUGCCAACCGCAAGAAGCACAGACGGAAAAAGAGCACGGGCAUCACGAAGCCAGACGGCUUAUCUGCAGGCAAUGAAGGUACAACACAAAUCUCAUCACUACAGUUUUGAAAUAACCAAAACUUC